AUGACUGGCUCGGACGAGAAAAAGGCAACGUUCUACGAAGGCCUGCAGGCCCUUUUAGCGUCUGUGCUGAAGGUGGACAAACUGAUCGUCUACUGUGACUAUGAUGCUCGCGCCGGAACAGACUGCGCUGCAUGGAGGGGAGUGCUGGGUCCUCACGGGAUCGGCGGCUGUAUCGACAUUGGUCUGUUUAUCCUGGGAGCCUGCGUAGAACACCACCUCCUGCUGGCCAACACAUUCUUCCGCCUGAAGAUGCGGAAGAAGGCCAUGUGA
Messenger RNA from Spirometra erinaceieuropaei, 270 nucleotides. Lineage: Eukaryota; Metazoa; Platyhelminthes; Cestoda; Diphyllobothriidea; Diphyllobothriidae. The record is from the annotation of a GenBank genome assembly.